AUGGCGGGGUUGCCGCCGGAGGAGGUUGUGAAGAGGGUGGUGAGCAAGGGUGCAGCUUUGAGGAAGGGGAGAUCGAGCAGGAGAUUUUACAAAGAUUUGGGUAUGUUGAAUCCCAGCUCCGAAGCCGCCUCUGGGUUGGCUGAUGGUAGGAGGCUUGAGAAGGACACGUUUGGUGGCGGCGGAGGGCUUGGUGGUGGAGGUGGCCUUGGUGGCGGUGGAAUUGGGGGAGGUGCUGGUGGAGGGCUAGGUGGCGGGGGCAAAGCUGGUGAUGGACUUGGGGGAGGUUCUGGUAGUGGGCUAGGUGGCGGCGGUGGAGCUGGUGGUGGGCUCGGGGGAGGUUCUGGUGGAGGUGGUGGCAAGGGAGGAGGCCGGAGGGCUUGGUGGAAGAGGAAGAGGAGGAAGAGAGUAGCUAGGGAGGAAGAGUGGUGGCGGAUAGGGCUGGGAACAGUUCAGUUGAGAACUGUCCUAAAAUGA
Molecule: messenger RNA, 474 nt
Organism: Salvia splendens (bonfire salvia)
Lineage: Eukaryota; Viridiplantae; Streptophyta; Magnoliopsida; Lamiales; Lamiaceae
Product: acanthoscurrin-2-like
Exons: 3
Coding region: 1-474 (157 amino acids)
Source: RefSeq, a predicted model, not a curated record